CAGGAAAACGCAUUGCAUCUUCUGAUUUGAUCGGACUGCUUCCUCUUCCCUCCUCUCCCCCUGACGCCUCUUCUUCCCCCUCCCCACCCUCAGCCAAACUUGGAUGCUUUCCUCCCAAAAAAAUGUACUCCCACGACCAAUUUAUGAAUCCGGGGCCUGCUCCCCGCCCUCCCGCGGAUCGGCCAAAGCUCAACUUGCCCACCAACCCGACCGUAGCCACCUCGUUCAGUCAAAUGAGUCUCAAUUCUCCUAGCACUCCCGGGCCUGCCAAUCUAUCCCUCUUUCCCAAUACAAGCACACCUACGCUCACACGUACCAAGACCGAACAGUCCGGACAGGGUGGAGUCGCUGUGAUCAAAGAAGGCUAUGUUCGCUGCAAGGAGGACAAGUUUCUGGCGACUUGGAAUCAGCGGUAUCUGAUCCUACGCGAAUUUCGUCUCGAUUUUCUGAAGAAUGAGACAGGCAAGAUUGUUCUGUCGAUCCCACUGGCUGCGGUCACAGGUGUUUCACGCUCGGAGGAUACACGCAUGGCGUUUGAGAUACUGCGGCUGGCGAACCCCAAAGAUGCCAGUUCCAAAGCGGCCUUGAUCACCCGCGAUGUGCCCACCAAGAGCAUCACCUGCGAAGUCAAAAGCGACGACGAGAUUUACGAUUGGAUCGAUAAAAUCUAUGAGCGCUGUCCGGGAAUGGGUGGUGUCGGCAAUCCCACCAACUUCAGCCACCGUGUUCAUGUAGGCUUCGAUCCGCGCACUGGUGCCUUUGUCGGGUUGCCACCGGAGUGGGAGAAGCUUUUAACUGCGUCCGCUAUUACCAAGGAAGACUAUAAGAAUAACCCCCAGGCCGUCAUUGAAGUACUUGAGUUCUACUCCGACCAGAUGCGCGAGCAGAACCCCCAAUACUACGCCGGCCUAACUUCGCCCCCGACCCAGCAGGCUAUGUCCUACGGCAAUAACUCCGUGGGUAAUUCCAUCGCGCCCCCUCGCCCACCACCACCCGCUCCUGCGCAACGAUUGGAUAUCAACCAAUCGUACUCCAACCGCUCGGCAGCCUCGCCGCCUGCGCAGUCAGAUCGUGCCGCGGAGCAGCAGCAGCAGCAACUGGAGCGAAUGAAUGAGCUGGCAGAUCAGGAGCGACGCCGUGUCGAAGAAGAGGCCCGUCGGGCGCGACAGCGAGAGGAGGAGCAAAGCAAAUACGAGCAGGAUGUGUAUAAUGCUUCCCUGCCUAAGACUCGCGCACCCCUGGCGAAGCAGGAAUUGGGAGGGUAUGGAUCACCGGAUGAUCGCUACAAGCCCAGUCGCCCCGCUCCCCAAGCUCCAGGCUCCACUCGUCCUGAUCCUUCGCGUCAACUGACUGCCCAGCGCUCUGCACCUUCCCCGCCUACGGCUGGCCAACGACCUGGAGACUACAGCAAUGGCCGGACAGAGCAAGCCUCGCCUAGCUCAAGGUUUCCGGCCCAGACUCAACCUGCACGAACCCCGAAUAGCGGUCCCAAAACGCAGCAGGCUCAAGGCCCGCCCCCUAGUAAGCUGCCUGCGCCAGUGCAGCCGGUCAAGCCAUUGAAUAUCGCAAACAAGCAGGCGACAGGCAAGACAAAUGUGCCAGACGGAGUCCGUCAAGCCGAAGCGGCUUUGACGAAAAAGGCGGAGCCCCGGCAGAGGGAGGUGCGCAUGUCGGCUAUGAGCGAGAAUGAGGUUAUGGAUCGGUUGCGGUCCGUUGUCUCGAAGGACAAUCCAAAUGAGUCCUACAGUAAGCAGCGUAAGAUCGGACAAGGCGCCUCUGGCUCUGUGUAUGUGGCUCGCGUCAAGGAGCAUGCCACGUCUCCAAUCGCUCGGGAGCUGUACCGCCAAUAUGGGCCGCGCACUCAAGUGGCCAUCAAGCAAAUGGAUUUGCGCAGCCAGCCGCGUAAGGAGCUGAUUGUAAACGAGAUCAUCGUCAUGAAAGACAGCCAGCACUCGAACAUUGUGAACUUCCUUGACUCCUUCUUGCAAGAGCAGAGCAACGAAUUAUGGGUGGUCAUGGAAUUCAUGGAGGGAGGUGCUUUGACCGAUGUGAUUGAUAACAACCCGGUAAUCCAGGAAGACCAGAUCGCUACCAUUUGUUUAGAGACCUGCAAAGGCUUGGCUCACCUACAUAGCCAGAACAUCAUCCAUCGUGAUAUCAAGAGUGACAACGUGCUCCUGGACCGAGCUGGCCAUGUCAAGAUUACCGAUUUUGGUUUCUGUGCUAAGCUCACAGAGUCGAAGAGCAAGCGAGCUACCAUGGUUGGUACGCCGUACUGGAUGGCCCCCGAGGUUGUUAAGCAGAAAGAAUACGGACCUAAGGUCGAUUGUUGGUCGUUGGGCAUCAUGGCUAUUGAGAUGAUUGAGUCCGAGCCUCCAUAUCUGAAUGAGGAGCCCCUCAAAGCAUUAUAUCUCAUCGCUACCAACGGCACUCCUCGUCUGAAGAAGCCCGAAAAGCUCAGCAAAGAGCUCAAGUCCUUCCUCAGCGUCUGCCUCUGCGUGGACGUCCGCAGUCGUGCUACGGCGGAUGAGUUGUUGGCACAUGAAUUCCUCAAGAUGGGAUGCAGCCUGGCUAGUCUUGCAGAGCUGCUGCGCUGGAAAAAGAACAGCGGGCAGUAAGCGAUGACGGAAGAGAUCCCAGCGCUGGACGUAACAUGCUACAGUGCGCACUCGGUAUCUUUUGAUGAUUUAAAUUCGAUCUUGUCCCUCCACAUAUGGGUUACAUUUACUCGACUCCGGCCGAUUCUACUACUCUUUGACGAAUCAUUUUGCGAUCCGAUCUCUUCUCGUGAUAUCCACACACAUUGCUUUGUCUUGCGCGCGGACUUGGCAUGGAUACCUCGGCGUUCUGAAAAUCGAUUUUCUCGGCCUUCUUCUCCGGCCCUCGCUUUUCUUCUUAUACAUUUUACAUUCGUGCAUAAUCCUUAUUUUGCGGCCCGCCCGCUUGCCGCUGCGUGGUGCUGUGUGAGCCGUCUUUGCUGUGCUUGUCCCCGCUAAAAGCAGUGCAACGAGCGUAAAACAGCACGGUGCGAGGGA
Aspergillus saccharolyticus JOP 1030-1 is the source of this 3035-nucleotide messenger RNA. RefSeq names its product serine/threonine protein kinase CLA4. NCBI's taxonomy places the organism in Eukaryota, Fungi, Ascomycota, Eurotiomycetes, Eurotiales, Aspergillaceae. The record is from RefSeq and is a predicted model, not a curated record. Bases 123 to 2618 code for a protein of 831 amino acids. Gene Ontology annotation, cellular component: cytoplasm. Gene Ontology annotation, biological process: intracellular signal transduction; actin filament organization; protein phosphorylation. The transcript has 4 exons. Gene Ontology annotation, molecular function: protein serine/threonine kinase activity; ATP binding.